Heterotrigona itama is the source of this 6312-nucleotide messenger RNA. Lineage: Eukaryota; Metazoa; Arthropoda; Insecta; Hymenoptera; Apidae. The record is from the annotation of a GenBank genome assembly.
AUGGUAGACUCUCGCGAAUGGUUCAGCGAUCUUUUUAGAGCAUUAACAGAGAGAGAAUUUCCCGUCGAUGUCAGAGAACGCUUCAACGUCUCUGAAGAAACGACCGAUCCGUCGAAACCGUACGUGGUAAAUUUGCCAAUGACAGGUUUGGUGUUCGAUUAUAAAUACAUCAAAGAGGGUAGAGGCAAAUGGAGGCCGUGGAUGGAAGAUCUUCAAGAUGCUCCGGCAAUACCGAAAGACCUGCCGGUUAAUCAAAUAAUCGUGCCAACGAUCGAAACUGUUCGUUACUUUCAUCUGUUCAAACUGUUGAUCUGUCACCACAAACCUGUGCUUCUUGUCGGUCCAACUGGUACCGGGAAGUCCGUGUACGUCAUGGACUUUUUAUUAAAGAGAAACGAUCCAGAAAUCUUCAAGCCACUUUUCGUAAUAUUCUCCGCUCAAACUACCGCCAACCAAACCCAAGAGAUCAUCAUGAACAAAUUGGACAGACGAAAGAAAGGGUUGUACGGCGCGCCGCCAGGAAAGCAUUGGGUGAUAUUCGUGGAUGACGUCUCUAUGCCACAGAAGGAAGAGUACGGUGCACAACCACCCAUAGAGUUGUUGAGACAGUGGCUGGACCAUUGGACGUGGUACGAUGUGAAGGAGGUGGUACCCAUACGUCUGGUUGACGUUCAGUUGGUUUGCGCGAUGAGCCCCCCAGCGAGCGGACUUGACGUUACGCCACGGUUCAAAAGACACUUCUUCACGCUAGGGAUUUCCGAGUUCUCCGACGAUGUUCUCAACACCAUUUUCACCACCAUCGUGUCCUGGCACUUCAAGAACAAAGAAUUCCCGGAUUUUUACUUCCCUAGCGUUGAUUACAUCGUGAGCGGGACUUUGGACGUUUAUAAAGAAACUAGGAAGCAUCUUCUACCGACACCGGCCAAAUGUCAUUAUUUGUUCAACCUGCGAGAUUUCUCCAGAGUGAUCCAAGGUGUGUUGCUCUGCACGCCUGAAACUGUCGCGGAACCUCGAAGUUUAAAACGACUCUGGGUACACGAAGUGCUGCGCGUUUAUGGUGAUCGGUUGGUAGACGACAAUGAUAUUAAAUGGCUUGUCGAGCAAAUACGACGAACCAUGUCAGAAUAUAUGGACGACAAUCUGGACGAUCUGUUUCAAGAUUUACUCACACACGCUCGUGCUAACACAAUAACAGAAACAGAGCUUCGAAAUCUGGUGUACUGCGACUUUCAAGAUCCACUGGCGGACAAGAAACAAUAUAUCGAGGUUGCAGAUUUAGACUAUUUGGCGAUAGUGGCUGAAGAAUAUCUCGUGGAAUAUAACACGAUUUCGAGGACACCGAUGAAUCUCGUUCUUUUCAGAUUCGCCGUAGAACACUUAUCAAAGAUCUAUCGUAUAAUGAUGCAGCCUCGAAGUCACGCACUAUUAAUCGGCGUGGGUGGUUCAGGCCGCCAGUCGUUGACAAAAUUGGCGGCUCACAUCGCGGAUUACGAGCUGUUCCAAGUGGAGAUGUCCCAGCAAUACGGUUGCUACGAAUGGCACGAAGACGUGAAAGAGAUUUUAAGGAAAAGCGCGGCCAGCGACCUGCACACGGUUUUCCUAUUUCUGGACACACAGAUUAAAGAGGAGACGUUUUUAGAAGAUAUCAGCAAUUUAUUGAAUUCCGGCGAGGUUCCUAACAUAUUCGCGGCCGACGAGGUAUCCGAUAUUUGCGACAAGAUGCGGGUGAUCGAUCGCCAAAGAGACAGAUCCUUGCAAACGGAUGGAAGCCCCGUGGCGUUGUUCAAUUUCUUCGUGCAGACUGUUCGUGAACACUUGCACAUCGUGGUCACUAUGUCACCGAUCGGUGACAAUUUCCGUACGAGAGUUCGAAAAUUCCCGGCGUUGGUGAACUGUUGCACGAUAGACUGGCUGCAGCCUUGGCCGGAGGACGCGUUGCUCGCUGUGGCGACCAAGUUCCUGGACGAGAUCGAUCUGACGAAGAUGGAACGUUCCGCCUGUAUCGAGAUGUGCCAGUACUUUCACACGUCCACGCAGGAAUUGUCGAAGGAGUUCCUGAGAAAGUUGAAGAGGUACAACUACGUUACGCCCACUUCGUAUCUGGAGCUCAUCAACACAUUCAAGGACCUGCUGGCGAAGAAGAGGAAGGAGGCGCUCGAUGGUAAAAGAAGGUACGAGGCAGGGUUGGAAAGAUUGGACAGUACUCACAGGCAAGUGGAGAAGAUGCAGGAGAUUUUAGUUGCGCUACAACCGAAGUUGCUCGUCGCAGCCAAGGACGUGGAGGCCAUGUUUCUUGACGUUCAAAGGGAAAGUGACGAGGUGGCUGCCAUGGAGCGAGUCGUCAAGAGGGACGAAGAGGCCGCCAUGGUCGUCGCGAGCGAGGCGAACGCCAUCCGCGCAGAAUGCGACGCCGAUCUGCAAGAAGUGAUGCCGAUAUUAAACGCGGCGAACGAUGCCUUGAACACUCUGACUCCUCAGGAUAUUCAAAUCGUGCGAUCCAUGAAACGACCGCCAGCCGGCGUUCGGCUGGUGAUGGAGGCAGUUUGCAUUCUAAAGGACGUGAAGCCGGAGAAGGUUAAAACUCCGGAUGGAAUUGUCGACGAUUAUUGGAAACCGUCUCUCCGUUUGUUGAGCGACAUGAGGUUCCUCGAGUCUCUGUUGAUAUACGACAAGGACAACAUUCCGGAAAGGAUCAUGACGAAAAUCCGCACCACCAUCCUGACGAAUCCGAACUUCGAUCCAGAGAGGAUCAAAUUCGUUUCCACCGCCUGCGAAGGCCUCUGCAGAUGGGUGUUCGCUCUAUCAGAAUACGACAAGGUGGCGAAGAUCGUUGCGCCGAAGAAGCAAGCCCUGGCUGUGGCAGAAGCCGACUACAAGGAGGCGAUGACGCAAUUGAACUUGAAGAGAAGUCAACUCCAAGAGGUUCGUGACAGGCUGGCGGGGCUGGAGAAGCUUCUGGCUGAACGAAGAGCCGAGUAUCAGGCGAUGACGGACGAGGUGUACGAGUGCGAGACGAGAUUAAGGAGGGCCAGGGAGCUGAUUGGCGGCUUAGGGGGAGAAUACACCAGAUGGUCGGAUACGGCAAAGGAACUGGGCGAACGUUAUUACAAACUGACAGGCGAUAUUCUCAUCGGUUCUGGGAUCGUGGCCUAUUUGGGGGUGUUCACCACUCAGUAUAGACAGCAACAGAUCGACAAAUGGGUGCAGAUCUGUACUGAUUUGAAAGUGGUCUGCACGAAGGACUAUCAACUGACUCAGAUUCUGGGUGAUCCUGUGUCGAUACGCUCUUGGAAUAUCUUCGGGUUGCCCAGCGAUUUGUUCUCGAUAGACAACGCGAUUAUCGUCACAAAUUCUCGACGAUGGCCGCUGAUGAUCGAUCCUCAAGGCCAGGCGAACAAAUGGGUGAAGAACAUGGAGAAGGAAAAUAAUAUUCACGUGAUCAGAUUGUCGCAGGUUGAUUAUAUGAGGGUUUUGGAAAAUGCUGUUCAAUUUGGGCAGCCGGUUCUGUUGGAGAAUGUGGGCGAGGAGCUUGACGCUGCUCUAGAAUCGCUUCUGAUGAAACAAACUUUCAAGUCUGGUGGCACCGAGUGUAUCAAGAUUGGAGAUUCCAUUAUCGAGUACUCUCCCAAUUUUCGAUUUUACAUCACAACUAAACUGCGUAAUCCUCAUUAUUUGCCGGAAGUAGCGGUGAAAGUAACAUUGUUGAAUUUCAUGAUCACGCCGAUAGGCCUGGAAGAUCAGCUGCUCGGUAUCGUGGUGGCCAAAGAAAAGCCAGAUUUGGAGUCUGAGAAGAACCAGCUAAUUAUCCAAGGAGCUGCCAACAAGAAGAAACUGAAGGAGAUCGAAGACGAAAUUCUGGAGGUCCUGUCGACGGCAGAGGGGAAUAUUCUCGAGGACGAAACAGCGAUCAGCGUGCUUAGUUCGUCCAAGGCUCUUUCCGACGAGAUCGUCGCGAAACAAACGGCAGCUGAAAUCACGGAGAAGUCCAUCGACGUCGCGAGAUUGGAGUACACGCCCAUAGCUGCAUACAGCACCAAGAUUGGAUUAAUCGAACUGUUUUCUCCAGCUGUCCUGACGAAUAUCGACCCGAUGUAUCAGUACUCUUUGAUCUGGUUCGUAAAUCUGUUCAGUAACACGAUCGAAAACACCGAACCGGUCGAAGACAUUCAGCAACGAUUGAAGGACCUCACGAAACACUUUACGUAUUCUCUCUACGUAAACAUAUGUCGGUCGUUGUUCGAAAAGGACAAGCUUUUAUUCUCGCUGUUGCUUUCGGUAAACCUGCUGAAUAAGCAGGGACAACUUUCGAUGCCUCAAUGGAUGUUCCUGUUGACCGGCGGCGUCGGGCUUGAGAACCCUUUCGCAAAUCCCACGGAAUGGCUACCUUCGAAAUCCUGGGACGAAUUGUGCCGUUUGAACGAUAUUCCGGAGUUUGAGGAAUUUAAAAAUGCGUUCAAGAAAAAUCUAGAUGGUUGGAAAGCGGUCUUUGAUCACAUGGAGCCUCACACUUUAACAUUCCCGGCGCCUUACGAGCAGCUCACCUUAUUCAAGAGAAUGAUCGUGCUGCGAUGUAUCCGUCCUGACAAAGUCGUGCCAGCCGUCCAGCAAUUUGUAGAAGAGCAACUGGGACAUCAGUAUAUUGAGGCGCCGCCCUUCGACCUGGUGUCGUCGUUCGCGGACUCGAACUCCUGCAGCCCCCUGAUAUUCGUGCUGACGCCCGGCGCCGAUCCUAUGGCGAUUCUACUGAAAUUCGCCGAUGACCAGGGCUUCGGCACAAAUCGACUGUUCUCUCUGUCUUUGGGUCAAGGACAAGGAGUUAUUGCCGCCCAACUUAUCGACGAAGGAAUGAAAAAUGGCACCUGGGUGGUUUUGCAGAAUUGUCAUGUUGCCAAGAGCUUUAUGCCGGACUUGGAAAAGGAUCCAAUAUGUGACGAGGACUUCUUCGAAACGUGCAAGCAAAAGGAGAUUUUCAAGAAGCUACUUUUUUCAUUGUGCUUUUUCCACGCGAUUGUUCAAGAACGCAGAAAAUUUGGGCCGAUCGGUUGGAAUAAUCAGUACGAGUUCAACGAGACUGAUCUGCGGAUCAGUGCGUUGCAAUUGAAGAUCCUCUUGGAUCAGUACGAUGACGUUCAAUUUACCGCCUUGAAAUAUUUGACAGGCGAGUGCAAUUAUGGCGGCCGUGUGACAGACGAAUGGGAUAGAAGAACUUUGAACACGGUCCUCGUGAGAUUCUAUUGUAUGGAAGUCAUCACUCAGGAGAAAUAUCUGUUCGAUCCUAGUGGCAUAUACUAUGUACCUCAAGUCAGUAAUCACGAGGAAUUUCUUGAUUAUAUUAGAUCUUUCCCAAUGACCACUGCACCUAGUGUCUUCGGGAUGAACGAGAAUGCAGAUAUUAUUAAGGAUCAACAUGAGACUACGUUGAUGCUGUCUUCUUUGCUGGCAACACAAGACACCGGAGAAACGGAAAUAGACGUAGGAAAAUCACCCGACGAGAUUGUCUACGGCGUUGCGUCUGAUAUUCUGUCAAAGUUGCCCGACGACUUCGAUCUAGUGGAUGCACUCGAGAAAUACCCGACGUUAUAUAAUCAAAGCAUGAACACGGUGCUGGUCCAGGAAAUGGGAAGAUUCAACAAGCUUCUGCAAACGAUCAGGAAUAGCCUCAUAAAUGUUCAGAAGGCGAUCAAAGGUCUGGUGAUCAUGAACCCGGACCUCGAGGAGGUCUACGUGUCGAUAAUUGUUGGAAAGAUACCGAAGAUGUGGAUGACGAACUCUUAUCCGUCGUUGAAGCCGCUAGUUACAUUACUUGAUUUCUCUUCGUUGCAGCUGUGGUACGACGAAGGACCACCGACAACCUUCUGGAUCUCUGGUUUCUAUUUUACGCAGGCGUUCCUCACCGGUGCACGUCAGAAUUAUGCGAGGAAGUACUCGAUACCGAUAGAUCUGCUCGUCUACGAUUUUACCCCUUUGAGGGAGACCGUUUUCCCUGAACCGCCAGCCGAUGGUGUUUACAUUUACGGUCUGUUCCUUGAUGGGGCUCGUUUCAACAGAACAACUAUGAAACUUGACGAAUCAUUGCCGAAAAUUUUGUACGACGUCGUACCUUAUAUUUGGCUGAUACCGAUGAAAAAGGACGAUCUGCCGGAAAGGUACACGUACACCUGUCCGGUGUACAAAACCACGGAGAGGAAAGGUGUGUUGUCGACGACCGGCCACUCGACGAACUUUGUAAUCGCCAUAUGGCUCCCGACGGACCAUCCACCGGAGCAUUGGAUUCUGCGUGGCGUAGCAAUGAUUUGCCAAUUGUCCGAUUAA